CUAUUCAGUGUGGAAGCACAUAGCUUGCAACAAACUGCAGCUAUCAGAAGACCUAGCAUGGAUGUAUUUUGAGGGUUAUUUACUACUGAGUGACAUGCCAUCAGGACAAAAGGUUGCUCUUUACAAUCAGUUAGCCAAGUGUAAAACAUCAGCAGAUCGUGACAAAUGGCGGGCACAGCUGACAGUGGACACCCUGAAAUUUGUGCUGUUACUGUACAUACAGCAACUUCACAAAAUCAACUUGCGGACAUCUAUGGUACUGAAUGAGGAAUGGCCAAGUAGAUCAAGAUCCCCAGAGCUAGAGGGCAGGUCAACACCAUCUUCAUCUAAGGCACUGGAUGAACACAGUCACCUGACCUUUGUGUUAAACCACCUGAAUGAAUUAAUGGAAUUACUUAUUGAGCCAGAUGCAUAUGGUACUGCAGGCAGUGAUGUGAAUCUCAGUAUGGAGGCAGUGGAGGCACUCAGUUUCAUCAUUGCAGGGUCUAUUGACAGAAGCAAGGCUGUGACACCAAUACAUGAACUGGCACUAACACCACAGGCUGUGAAAGCUAAGAGUGGAUUCUCAAAGAUCACUGGGACGUUUUCCUUUAGAAUGCUCCAGUCUUGGUUGCGGGCAACCUUAACAACCAAUCCCUUUGGUAUUGGGUCAUGUAUUGCCACUGGAAGGAGACUUUCAUGGCCAAUGGCAGCUGAGGACAAGGAAAGCAAAGGGGAGAACUUGGGCAAGAGAGGAAAGAUAGCCACAAAUGCCCACCUGGUCCCAAGGGAACAUAUCAUGGGCAACAAAGUUAUAAUUAUGUCUCAAGUCUGCAAGCAGACAAUCUCACGGAGUUCUGGUACUCUAGAGAUGGCUACAGUCAAAGUUCAUAGGUGUCAUUUUGCCUAUUUAUAUUUAUUGUCCCCUAUUAGGUCUGUGAGUAUUGAAAAGUGUCGUAACUCCACCAUCAUCCUGGGUGCUGUGGACACAGUGGUUCACGUCAAUGCUUGUGAACAGGUCACAGUCAUAGGAGCAUGCAGGCGCUUCAGUGUCAG
Molecule: messenger RNA, 1035 nt
Organism: Lingula anatina
Lineage: Eukaryota; Metazoa; Brachiopoda; Lingulata; Lingulida; Lingulidae
Product: TBCC domain-containing protein 1
Biological process (GO): maintenance of Golgi location; maintenance of centrosome location
Cellular component (GO): spindle pole centrosome
Source: RefSeq, a predicted model, not a curated record